Nelumbo nucifera (sacred lotus) is the source of this 2779-nucleotide messenger RNA. RefSeq names its product putative disease resistance protein At4g33300. Lineage: Eukaryota; Viridiplantae; Streptophyta; Magnoliopsida; Proteales; Nelumbonaceae. The record is from RefSeq and is a predicted model, not a curated record. Gene Ontology annotation, molecular function: ADP binding.
CAUCUCAUUAUUGGUUCCACAGCCCCCUGAACAACGAAAGCGUUCAGCUCAUCCGAAUUCGCAAAUAACGUCCUCCAGUUCGUUUUCCUUCGUAGUUGCAGACUGCAUACACUACUACAUAAGAGAGUUCUCCUUCCAAGAAAUCGGACAAAAUACACCACCGCUCGCUGGAUAGCUUCUGAGAUGCUUGAUCGCCGUCCAUGGCGGUGACCGAUUUCUUUGCAGGGGAAAUCGCUACAGAGCUAAUAAAACAACUCAUAGCAAUAUGCAAGCGGUCUACUCUUUGCAAAACCAAUGCAGAGCAGCUGAUGACAUACGUAGAGGAAUUGCUGCCCGUAAUUCAGGAGAUCAAGUACUCCGGCAUCGAAUUGCCCCAGGUGCGGCAAUCACAACUCGACCGCAUCUCCGAAAUUCUUAAUGAGGGGUCGGAACUCUGUAGGAAGGUAUUGGCUUCCAGUCGAUGGCACGUCUACAAGAACUUGCAGCUGGCUAGGAAAAUGGAGAAGUUCCAGAAGAAGGUGGAGAACUUCAUUAAGGGUCCUAUGCAGGCACAUAUAUUAGCCGAUGUCCACCAUUUGAGGUUCGAGUCGGCUGAGAGGUUCGAUCGCCUUGAAGGUCGGCUCGCCGCCAUAAAGAUAGGGGUGAGCGACGACCGGUGGUUGGAGGAAGCUGUGAAGAGGGUCGAAGAGGAUGAGAUGGAUGUGGAUGGUUCGGUGAAUUUUGGAGCUGCGAUGGUUUUGGGGAAGAAAAAGGUGAAGGAUAUGAUUAUCGGAAGGGAUGAUUUGAGGGUUGUUGAGAUUUGGGGGAUGGGAGGGAGUGGUAAGACGACUUUGGCGAGAGAGAUUUGCAAUGAUGAACAAGUUCGAAGUCACUUCAACAAUAUGAUAUUCUUAACAGUCUCGCAGUCCCCAAAUUUGGAGCAGUUGAAGCAGAAACUUUGGAAAGGUAUUACAGGAAACCACACGUUUGGUUCUGGUGUUCCCGACGUUCCGAUUCCACAAGUGAAAGCUCAAUAUAACUGGAUAGUUACUGGAAGAAGCCUCGUGGUUCUGGAUGAUGUUUGGUGUCCUCAUGUACUCGAACAGCUAGUACAUCUAGUUUCUAGAAUUCCUGGAUGCAAAAUCCUUGUGGUUUCAAGGUUCAAAUUUACAUCAGGGAUUGAUAGGAUUUAUGAACUUGAACUGCUUAAAGAAGAUGAAGCCAUGUCCCUGUUCUGUUAUUCUGCUUUUGGACAAAAGGGCAUCCCAUUUGCUGUUAAUGAGAAAUUGGUAGAGCAGAUUGUGAAGGAGUGUAAAGGGCUUCCAUUGGCUCUAAAAGUGAUUGGGGCUUCACUAAGGGAUCAACCGGAAAUGUAUUGGAAAAGUGUGAAGAACAGGCUAUCUCGAAGUGAAUCCAUCUGUGAAUCUUAUGAGAUGAAAUUACUUGAACGAAUGGCAAUUAGCAUAGAGUACCUUCCAGGAAAGGUUAGGGAGUGCUUCCUAGACUUGGGUUGCUUUCCUGAGGACAAAAAAAUUCCUCUUGACAUUCUUAUUAAUAUUUGGGUCGAGAUACAUGACCUUGAUGAGGAAGAAGCAUUUGCCAUACUUACUGAGCUUUCAAAUAAAAAUCUCCUGACUCUGGUGAAAGAUGCAAGGACUGGAGACAUUAGUAGUUCCUGUGAGAUAUCUAUUACUCAGCAUGAUGUGUUGAGAGACUUGGCACUUCACUUGAGCAAAAAGGGGGUGCUUGAGAGCUUAAACAAAAGGAAGCGACUGAUUAUGCCAAGGAGAGAAGACAGGCUUCCAAAGGAAUGGAGAAGGGGUGUGGAUCAGCCGUUUGAUGCCCAGAUUGUCUCAAUCCAUACAGGUGAAAUGAAAGAGCUGGACUGGUUCCAUAUGGACUUCCCAAAGGCUGAGGUUCUCAUUCUGAACUUCUCUGCGAAGGAGUAUUUCUUGCCUCCCUUUAUUGAGAGGAUGCCAGAGCUCCGAGCUUUAGUGUUAAUAAACUAUGAUACUGUAAAUGCUGUCCUUCAUAAUUCAUCCAUAUUAUCCUCUCUGGAAAAUUUACAAAGCCUCUGGUUAGAAAAGGUUACUGUCCCUCAACUAAACAAAAUAGCCUACCCUCUGCGUAACUUGCACAAAAUCUCCCUGGUCCUCUGCAAGGUUAAUGAAGGUCUUGAUGGGGUAGAUCUUCCUUCAGUAUUCCCUCGGCUCUCUGAGCUCACCAUGGACCAUUGUAUCGAUCUAAUUGAAUUGCCAUCAAGCCUAUGUAAUGUCUAUUCACUCAAGAGUCUGAGUAUCACCAAUUGCCACAGCCUGCAAGAGCUUCCACUUGGGCUGGGAGGGCUGAAAUCUCUGCGGGUUUUGAGGAUAUAUGCUUGUCCAAGCUUAAUGAAGCUUCCUCCAGGGAUAUGUGAGCUGGAAAGGUUGAGUUAUCUUGACAUCUCUCAGUGUGUAAACCUGGGGAGCCUCCCUGAAAGGAUUGGUAGGUUAAUUAGGUUGGAGAAGAUUGACAUGUGGGAGUGCGCGCAGAUCAUAAAUCUACCCGGGUCUAUUGGGUCACUGCGGUCUCUACGACGUGUCAUCUGUGAUGAAGAGAUUGCUUGGUUGUGGAAAGGUGUCAAAACAUUACCAGAUCUUCGGGUUCAGGUGGCACAAGAAUGCUUUACUCUGGACUGGCUUGCAGAGUAGGGAAAGAGAUUACGUCCAUUGCCACCUUGUGGUGGUCUUCAUUGUACAUAAUUUUUUUCAAAUAAUGUAAAAAUUGAAACAAAAAGGAUUCCCAAUAUUCUGAUGCCUUA